AUGGCGGUCAAGGGCACCCCAGAGUUCUGCCUAUUUGGGAUCAUGGAACUUUCCUUAAAAGUCUUGUCAAAAGAAGUACUGAAACCAGAACAAUUACCCAAGGUUCUUCAGAGAAAUGACUCCCAGCGGGUCACUGAUAGAACCUAUUUCAUUGAUGGUUCCAACCAGGGUCUGAAAACCAUCCCAUCAGAGAUUUUGGCAUUGAAAGAAAUAGAAGAACUGCAUCUGGAGAACAACCAGAUUUCAGAAAUCCCCCAGGACAUUCAGAAUUUAAAGAAUGUCAAGGUCCUCUACCUGCACAAGAACAAACUGCAGGGUCUAAGCCCGGAGCUGGGGUUUCUGAGCAGCCUGGAGUCCCUGGACCUGAGUGGCAACCCGCUGCUCUACUCCUCCCUGCGGGUACUCAGUUGCCUGCGCACGCUUCGGGAGCUGAGGCUCUACCAAACCGGCCUGAGAGAGGUUCCCUCGGUGAUUUGCAAAUCGCUGCACCACCUGGAGCUGUUAGGGCUGUCCGGGAACAAUCUGAAAUCGCUGCCCAAGGAAAUCGUGAACCAGAGCAAGCUCAAGGAGAUCUACCUGAAACACAAUCAGUUCUCGGCUUUCCCUAGCGAUCUCUGUGCCCUUUUCAACCUAGAGGUGAUCGAUCUGGACCACAACAAGCUUAAAGCCAUCCCGGAUGAAAUCGGGAACCUGGUGGGGCUGCAGCAAUUCUACGUGGCGUCUAACAACCUGCCUCUUCUACCGGAGUCUCUGAGCCGGUGCACCAAGCUGUUGGUGCUGGAUUUGACCCAAAACCUCCUCCACUCCCUCCCGCCCAGCCUGCAGCUGCUCACCGAGCUCAAGGAAGUCGGGCUGAGUGGGAACCUCCUGGAGAAGGUGCCCCGCCUCCUGUGCCGCUGGUCGGCGCUGAACCUGCUCUACCUGCGCAACACGGGCCUGCGCGGACUUCGGCGCUCCUUCAAGCGCCUGGUCAACCUGCUCUUCCUGGAUCUCAGUCAGAACCACAUUGACCACUUCCCCGCGCAGAUCUGCGCGCUCAGGAACCUGGAGAUCCUGGCGCUGGACGAUAACAAAGUGACACAGUUACCAUCGACCAUGAGCUCACUUUCAAAACUGAAGAUACUUGGACUCACAGGGAAUGACUUUUCAUCCUUCCCAGAGGAAAUCUUUUCCUUAGUGUCUCUGGAGAAAUUAUACAUCGGACAAGACCAGGGAUCCAAGUUUACCUACCUGCCAGAAAACAUCAAGAAAUUGCAGAAGCUUAAAGAGCUAUAUAUAGAAAACAAUCAACUGGAGCAGCUGCCUGCGUCCUUGGGGUUAAUGCCAAACCUGGAAGUUCUUGAUUGUCGGCAUAAUCUUCUUAAGCAACUCCCAGACGCCAUUUGCCAUGCACAAGGUUUGAGAGAGCUGCUGCUGGAGGACAACUUACUCACCCGCCUCCCGGAGGACCUGGACCACCUGGUGAACCUCAAGGUCCUAACGCUGAUGAACAACCCCAUGGAAGACCCCCCAAUGGCAGUGUGUGCCCAAGGCAAAGAUGCCAUAUGGAACUGCCUGAAGGAAAAUAGACUUAGGAAAAUAAUGGCCAUGAAGGUUCAGGCAUGGUGGCGUGGAACCAUGGUGCGGAAAGGAUAUGGGACUUUUGAAGAGCUACAGAGAGCCCGAAGAAAAGGGAAAAACUCUCCAAAAGAUAAGAAAGGGAAAAAGGCUGCUGCCAAAGGAGCGCGACGGGGCUCGCUGGGGCAGGAAGCGCCACAGGGGACGCCGUGCGACCCCGCGGUCCCGUGUCCUCCCCGGAACGGCCUCACCCCGGCGCCGGGGCCUCCGAGGGCUGGGGCUCGGGAACCAGCCGGGUGUCUCGGACGCCCCGGCAGGGCUGAGAGCCGGGGCUCGGUGCAGCCUGCCGUCACCGGACCCACUCCGCGACCGCCUCCGCCGCCCCGGGCGAGCUCGGAGCCCGCACCCGCGGAGAGCCUCCCGCAGCCCGGAGCCCGCGGCGGGUUACGUAACGGGCCGCGAACAGCCGCGCUCUCGCGAGAUUUACGCCGCCUCCCCGUCCAGGCUCCAAAUCAGAAGGAACUGGGCGGAGCGGCCGACAUGGCUGAACGCAGGCGACUCAAGAAGCGGAUCCAGGUAGCUCGACAGGAGCCGUGGGUCGGGGGCCUGGGCGCGCCGGGAGGCGGAGGGAGCGGGGAAGACGUCCGAGCGGGCGGGCGGCGGCAGGAUGUCUCGGGGGCAGGAUGCCGUGACGGGCCUGUGGCGGGGCGGUGCUGCCGGCCGCUCGUCCGCGGGGUCUGCGGGGCGGCGGGGAAGGAAGGGAGGGAGGAGGAGCGGCGCUCGGAACCCCGCGCCCGGCCCCGCGUUCCUGCGGCGGCGGCGGGCCUGGCACUGCGCGGCGAGACCGGCCUCCUCCGGAGCGCGCACGCGGGGCUCCGGGCCUCCCGUCCCUUCCCGUUUUUCUUGGCGCUGCCGAAAUUAAGGCCACGGUGGCUGGGGUGGGAGGCGGCGGAGGGCGGAACCGAGGGCCGAGCCGCUGCUUUGUGCUCCCGGUCACCUGCCCCGGGCCCGGCCUGCGAGCUCCCGGUGCAGAUGUUAGGUGGCGGCGGCCCUCCCCUCCCUCUCUGGAGUUCUUUUAACCGCACAGCCUACUGGACGCUCGCCGGCUUUCUUCCAGGCGACGCGAUGUAA
Chionomys nivalis (European snow vole) is the source of this 2688-nucleotide messenger RNA. RefSeq names its product leucine rich repeats and IQ motif containing 4 (gene Lrriq4). Lineage: Eukaryota; Metazoa; Chordata; Mammalia; Rodentia; Cricetidae. Gene Ontology annotation, molecular function: protein binding. The transcript has 7 exons. Bases 1 to 2688 code for a protein of 895 amino acids. The record is from RefSeq and is a predicted model, not a curated record.